Megalobrama amblycephala (Wuchang bream) is the source of this 1173-nucleotide messenger RNA. Its product is annotated as zinc finger protein 239-like. The transcript has a single exon. Bases 219 to 746 code for a protein of 175 amino acids. Lineage: Eukaryota; Metazoa; Chordata; Actinopteri; Cypriniformes; Xenocyprididae. The record is from RefSeq and is a predicted model, not a curated record. Gene Ontology annotation, biological process: regulation of transcription by RNA polymerase II. Gene Ontology annotation, molecular function: RNA polymerase II cis-regulatory region sequence-specific DNA binding; DNA-binding transcription factor activity, RNA polymerase II-specific.
AAGAAUGAGGCAAGUGAAGAACCUUUGAGUCACUCAAAGACUAAAAAUACUUUUUUAAUAAAAAGAGGAGCCAAUACAUCUACAGUCUGCACUCAGUGUGGAAAGAGUUUCACAACCAAAUAUAGUCUUGAUGUUCACAUGAGGAUCCACACUGGAGAGAAGCCGUUCACAUGUGAUCAGUGUGGGAAGAGAUUCACAAACAAAGUCUUGAGAUUCACAUGAGGAUUCACACUGGAGAGAAGCCGUUCACUUGUGAUCAGUGUUGCAAAACAUUUCUUAGGUUAUCAAGUCUGAAGGCACACCUGACAGUUCAUAUGAAGGAGAAGCCACAUUCAUGUUCUGUGUGUGGAAAGAGUUUUUCACUGCUGGGAAAUUUACAGAAACAUGAGAAAAUACACACUGGUGUGAGAGAGUACAUGUGCUUUGAGUGUGAGAAGACUUUUACUACAGCUGAACAUUUAAAACGUCACCAGAGAAUUCACACUGGAGAAAAACCUUACAAGUGUUCACACUGUGACAAGAGAUUCAGUCAGUCAUCAGAUCUGAAAAAACAUGAGAGGAUCCACACUGGAGAAAAACCUCACAAGUGUUCACACUGUGACAAGAGUUUCAGUCUGUCAUCAUCUCUGAAAACACAUGAGAGGAUCCACACUGGAGAGAAACCUUACAAGUGUUCACUCUGCGACAAGAGAUUCAGUUUGUCAUCAAAUCUGAAAAAACAUGAGAGGAUCCACAGCAGAGUGUGAAACUCUUUUCACAAUCUUUCCAGUGUGGAAAGAGAUUCACUAUUAAAUGUAACCUGAAGCGACACAUGAAGAUCCAUGCAGUGGAGAAUCUGCAUCACCACAGUCUGAAAUCACGAUAAGUUAUUCAUCUUUAGUAGCAACAAAGUCUCUUCUGUGUGAGUUAGUCAGUCAGAUCUCUCCUCUCCACCUAUAGCCCCUGAUGUGACUGUAAAGCACUUUGUGUGUUCAGUAGAGCUUCUGAGUUCUAGAGCUAUUGUACCGCCAAAACAAUAUUUGUUGCAUUAAUUUCCUGUGAACCUGCUUUGUAUUGUAAAGGAUUACAUUAUUGACCUCUCAGUACCAUGUUUCUUGGGAAUAUCCCGGACGAGCCCCCAAAACCUGCUUUGUAUUUUUCUGCUAUUGUAAAAUGUACUAUAUAAAUAAAGGU